AUGACAUCACCAGACGCCCCCGAAGCCCAGCCGGCGGCCAUCAACUACGUCGCCGGCUUCCUCCUCGUCGGCCUGGCGUGGGGCUUCACGACCCCCUUCAUCCGGCGCGCCGCAAAAGAUCACAAUCCGCCCCCGCAUCCCGUCCUCGACACCGACGCCGUCAAGAACAGCUGGCUCCGGAGCCGGGUGUACGGCGCCUUCUUUGGCGUCGUCGACCUGUUGCGGAACCCGCGGUAUGCCGUGCCGCUGCUGAUCAACUUGACCGGCAGUGUUUGGUUCUUCCUACUCAUCGGGCAAGCUGAACUGAGUUUGACGGUCCCCAUCGUCAACACCUUGGCGUUUCUCUUCACUGUCAUUGGAGAUUGGUGGGUCGAGAAGAAGGUUAUUAGUCGAGAAACCUUGGUCGGUAUGCUGUUGUCUCUUUCAGGAAUAGCGUUAUGCGUGCAUAGCAAGACAAAAUAUUGA
This is a messenger RNA of Colletotrichum orchidophilum, 465 nucleotides long. RefSeq lists its product as uncharacterized. Bases 1 to 465 code for a protein of 154 amino acids. Lineage: Eukaryota; Fungi; Ascomycota; Sordariomycetes; Glomerellales; Glomerellaceae. The record is from RefSeq and is a predicted model, not a curated record. The transcript has 3 exons.